UACUAUCUGUAGUGAAAUGGAAUAGAUAAAUUUAAUUAGCCAUGCGGCAUGCUGCAGCCCGCAAGCUUUUUUAAUCACUUCUUCAAAAGUUUAAAGAAGGCGACUCGCGAUAGCUAGAAUCUAAAUUCUAGAACUUGCCACUUGGUAGUUUUAUACGGCUGACGGUUAACUAUUACAAGAUUAAAGCAACGAUAGUUUUGUAGUUACCAAGAUUCUUAACUAUGUACAUUGAAAAAGGAAACGUCAAUGAAAUACCUCCAGAUGCGAUUCGCCUUACUAAUGAUGAAGUCGUGAAAUACAUGAAAGAUUUAGUACACAAAUGGCCAAAGUUGUCUGAUGUAUGGGCGUUAAAAUAUGGAAAUCCUAUUUUGUCGUCUGCAGCUGUCAUUUCAAAUACUCUUAUUUUGAAUUUUUACCGAAAAAAAUUAAAAUUAAGAAACUAUGGUCGUUUUACAUUGUUUAUUCCUAUAGUUUUUUUAUCUUCAAUUGUUGAUCAAGUUUUUCAAAAUUCAUUAGUAACAAGAUCUAUAAUAUUACAAGAUGAAUGUCCUACUUGUACUACUAGUCGAUCUGUAACCAUACAACUAGGUACAGGAAUCAUUUAUCCUGUAUUGGCUACAAUUGCUGGGACUUAUGUGUUUGGGUCCAAAAUGGGCACAGUCAACUUGAAGUCUGCCGACCGUAUAAUGAAAAUACAGGAAUUUCUCAAUCAUGUAGCACAUACUUCUCGUCCAUUUUACAACCGGCUUGCUCUUUUCUCAAUUAGCCAUGUUAUAUUAAGUUAUGCUAUUUGCUAUUUUCAAAUGAAAUCUUAUGAAUACCUAAGAUUUAAAAUGUUGGAACAAUCAAAAGAAGAAACAAAAAUUGUACAUACAAAUUCCAAAAAUAAAGCCUAGUGUAAUUUAGUAUUUUUAUUUUAGUAAAAUUAGUAAGCUGUAUUAGUAAAUAGUAAUAUUGUUAACUUACAAAAUUACAUGUGAUUAAUGAGUUUCAAUUAUAAUAUUGUUUUUAAAUCUACUGUUACAAUUAUAAAUGACUAUAGAAAUGUUGAA
Molecule: messenger RNA, 1052 nt
Organism: Adelges cooleyi (spruce gall adelgid)
Lineage: Eukaryota; Metazoa; Arthropoda; Insecta; Hemiptera; Adelgidae
Exons: 6
Coding region: 222-896 (224 amino acids)
Biological process (GO): mitochondrial respiratory chain complex I assembly
Cellular component (GO): mitochondrion
Source: RefSeq, a predicted model, not a curated record